CGGUAGUGGCGCGUGCCCUGUCAUAAGUGUAACCAUCUCGUACCCUUUGACGCUCCUAAAUACUCUUCCGAACGCAUGUGACCAGUUGCUGUGUCGCGUGUAACCCAGAUUGACGCAGCGACGGAGGGGCAGCCUGAGGGACCGAACACCGAUUCCUGGAUAAUGUCUGAGGGCGGCAGUCGUGGCGACGUGGCAAUGAGGGUGAUCGCGAAAGUCCACAGGCCGGGGGUCACGCCGGAGGAGAUGGUGGCCGGCUACAACGAGUGGUCCGAGAACUACGAGGAGAUGAUGAUCUGGAAAGGCGGGUACCGUGGCCCCGCCAUCACGGUGGAGGAGGCGCUGCGUUGGGUACCCCCGGAGCGGCGAGCCAAGGCCAGGGUGCUGGACGUGGCCGCCGGGACGGGCUGCGUGGGCCGCGAACUCCACCGGGAAGGCUUCAGGCACAUAGACGCUGUGGACCCGUCGGAGGGCAUGAUGAAGCAACGGGAGACUGGCAUCUAUACCAACGACUUCCUGGAGUUUUUCGGCAGCGGACACUCCACCGUGCCCAAAGACACAUACGACCUGGUGGUCACCUCGGGCGGUAUGGGCGAAGGUCACAUCUCACACAGUGGCCUCGACGACGUUGUGCGCGUCGCAAAGGACGGAGGCUUCGUGAUCAUCGUGAUGCGCCAUGAGUUCCUACAGACCGUGCCUUCCUACAAGGACAAGCUGGAGCCUUACAUGGACCAGCUGGAGGCGGACGGGAAGUGGAAGAAGGUGGAGCGGCGCAUCGUCCCAAACUAUUUCUGUGACAAGGAGGGUCUCGUCUUCGUCUUCCGCAUCACUAAGCCUGAGUGAGGAGGAAGAGGAGGGAAGGGAAAGGAGAGAGAUGAAGAGGAGGAGUUAUAGUGGUGCUGUGCCAAGGCUGUCUCUGUGUAACAGCCUUGGCUUUCGUCGCGGCACCCGAGACUGAGGUGAAUUAUCGUGCUCUGGCAACCUGGCGUCAUGGCGUCUACGAUGUUAUAUGAUAGUCUACGCAUAGGGCACAUUUGUCUGUAUUAAUCAUAUUAUUGAAAUUGUCGUAAAAAUCUGUUUUAGUUUAUAAGACUGAGGCUGCAGAAUCCUUAACCUCAGACCUUGCUAUCAUCUCCGAUUGGGAUAAAAGGAACCUUUGGGUUUUUGUGUCCUUCAAUGCCUCAAAAACCCAAUUUAUCCACCUUUCAACUCGACACAAUCUUCCAAACACCU
This is a messenger RNA of Eriocheir sinensis (Chinese mitten crab), 1230 nucleotides long. RefSeq lists its product as uncharacterized. NCBI's taxonomy places the organism in Eukaryota, Metazoa, Arthropoda, Malacostraca, Decapoda, Varunidae. The record is from RefSeq and is a predicted model, not a curated record. The transcript has 7 exons. The coding region runs from base 163 to 840 and encodes 225 amino acids.